This is a messenger RNA of Prorocentrum cordatum, 1155 nucleotides long. The record is from the annotation of a GenBank genome assembly. NCBI's taxonomy places the organism in Eukaryota, Dinophyceae, Prorocentrales, Prorocentraceae.
GCCUUCUCUUACUACCUGCAGGAGGGAAACUCACGCGUGGACUACGCAUGCCGCGUCCGGCAGUGCGACGAGGCCAAGGAGGGCGACGAGCCCACCGUGCUGGGCAUCUCCAUUAUCAACGAGCACGCUCUCAUGGCCUACAUGGGCGACCCCAGCAACUGCGCGGCACCCUGGGCCCGCGAGGGCCGAGUAUGUAUAGCUUUCAAGAAGGCCACCGCGGACGCGGAGAGGCUCCUACUCGAGGCCCAGCUGAAGGAGCGCCCAUCUGUUCUCAGCGCCAAGGCGGCCAGGGUCUUGAGUAGACAAGGGGUCGACCUGGCGCGCUUGCUACGUUGCCGCUUCGCGCUGACCUGGGAGUGGGAUGAGCGUGGCAACGCUCCCUUGGGCAUGGUCCGCCUGGUCGUGCUCGGCCUCGGUAGCCCCGACUUGCCCCACCUGCGGACGGAGUCUCCUGUCGCCUCGCGACGGGCGCGUCAGUUUCUGCUGACCAUGGCAGCUAGACAGAAGUGGGCGCUUGGGAAGGCCUUCGGCAUGAGCGACGACCAGGUCAUGCAGUUCCUCAGGCCGAUGUGCGGCUCUUUAGAUGCCCCUCGUAAAUGGUGGUUUCACUUCGAGGGCGCGCGCAGGAAGCUCGAGCUGGAAGCUGUUCAGUGCGAGCCCUGUGUCUGGGCCAUCCGCGACGGCGUCAAGCUGGUUGGCGUGGUGACCCCGCGCGCCGACGACAUGCUGAACGCUGGCGACCACGCGAGCCCGGCCUUCCUCAAGAAGCGUACCGACAGCCAGAAGUCUCGCGAAUGGACGCCCUUGGAGAACCGAGCUUUCGUCCUGUGUGGCACCAGUAUCAUACAUAAUGACGAUGUCACUUGCAGCCUCGUUCAGGACAACUACAGUCUGAACGUGGAGCCCAUCAAGCAAUCGGCCCCGUGGCUCAGCGCGGAAGCAUCUUUGCUCCAAGCCGGGAUUCCGACGGCCACGAUCCCGACCAUGCAGAAGAUUAACGAGCUCACCCGCGCCAUGAACGACGUUGCCGAUGUGGUCAUGCUCAUCCCAGCGAUCGACCAGAUCGCCGUGGUUGGCUGGGGCGACGCGGCCCAGGCAGCCAGGGCCACCGGCGAGUCCCAAGGCGGGGAGAUUGUAGCGUUGGCCCCGCUGUAA